CAGCCCUGGCAGAACCAGCCCACGGCGGCCCUGCCUCCAGCGCGGCAAAGUUUGUCCGGAUCCUCCCGGUGAUGUGGAGCCGGGAGCGAUGUAAAUUAAACCGACCGUUCGGAGGGGCAGGAACGGAAAGGAGUAAUAUAUACUUGAAGAAAUUUGAUUAAAGAUCGGACAGGCGCCUGACGGUGCGGCGUUCGAGCCAGUGUUGGCAAACGGCGGCUGGAGGAGGGGGCGGGAAAGACCUUGAAACCGCCGGCUGAGGGGGAAACUUGAAACUGUUGAGUGAUCUAGGACGGGGGUCCUGAAACGGGAGGGGGGAGACGUGAAACUGCUGACCCAACUGGAACCAGUGGAGGUGGCGUUCUGGAAACCAUCAGGAAUAAGGGGGGGUUCUUGAAACUGUUGACUGAACGACCGCCAGUGGCACAGGGAAGGGGUUUUUGAAACCGCUAGAAGCGGGCUUUUGUGUGUUUUUUUUGUUCCGGCGGAUCUUUAUUCCCUUUAACGGCUGUUUAAAGGGGCCAGGCUCCUCCUGCUGAAAGGCCCCGAUGAUGUCGGCGCCGGUGGUGGCGCCUGGGACUGGAGCCGGGCCUCCGCCGCCCUGCUUGUCCACCACCACCGGGAUGGCGAAAGGUACCGCCAGGCGGGCCGCGGCCUCCUCCAGCUGCGAGUCCCCUCCGCCGCCGAGCUCGGGAAGCCUGAUACCGCCCGGAGCCGGCGAGCUGGCCAGCAUCUUCGCCCCGGAGCUGGUCGGCGAGAAUGUCAACGGCGAGCUGGAGCCCGACCUGACCUCCAAGUUUGUGUUGGUGAGUCCGAGUUUGGAACAGUAUGACUGCCUGCUGAAACAGUUACGUGAGCGAAUGGACGAAGGUUGUGGGGAGACAAUCUAUGUAAUUGGACAAGGGUCAGAUGGCAAGAAAUAUGGUCUGAAUGAUGAGGAUAUUGAAGCGUCUGUAGCGACUGUCAAAAGUCUAGCUGAGCAGAUCUAUUCUGAUCUGAUCCUCCUCAGAGAGCGUCAGGAGGCAGGAGGAAAAGUAGCUGAUUACCUGGUUCGGAAACGAGUCGGGGAGAAUGACUUUUUGGAGGUCAGGGUGGCAGUGGUCGGGAAUGUGGAUGCUGGUAAGAGCACGUUGCUGGGUGUACUGACACAUGGCGAACUUGACAAUGGACGAGGAUUUGCGCGGCAGAAACUGUUCCGUCAUAAGCAUGAGGUUGAAUCUGGGCGGACAAGCAGUGUUGGCAAUGAUAUUCUGGGCUUUGACAGCACUGGGGAUGUUGUGAACAAACCGGACAGCCAUGGCGGUGGACUGGACUGGACCAAAAUCUGUGAGAAAUCCUCGAAAGUCAUCACCUUCAUUGACCUGGCAGGACAUGAGAAAUACUUGAAGACCACAGUGUUUGGAAUGACAGGACACCUACCAGACUUCUGUAUGUUGAUGGUUGGCAGCAAUGCUGGAAUUGUUGGCAUGACCAAAGAGCACCUGGGACUUGCACUGGCCCUCAACGUUCCUGUAUUUGUUGUGGUGACAAAGAUAGACAUGUGUCCUGCUAAUAUCUUACAAGAAACACUGAAAUUGCUGCAGAGGCUGCUUAAGUCUCCAGGCUGCAGGAAGAUCCCAGUCCUGGUCCAGAACAAGGAUGAUGUGAUUGUUACAGCAUCAAACUUCAGCUCUGAAAGGAUGUGUCCAAUUUUCCAGAUCUCCAAUGUCACGGGGGAGAACCUGGAACUGCUGAAGAUGUUUUUGAACCUGCUGUCACCGCGGACAAGUUUCAAGGAGGAUGAGCCAGCAGAGUUUCAGAUUGACGACACAUACUCUGUCCCGGGUGUUGGGACUGUGGUAUCUGGAACAACACUAAGAGGUUUGAUUCGUUUGAAUGACAUAUUACUUCUAGGACCUGAUCCACUGGGGAAUUUCAUGCCCAUCGCAGUGAAAUCAAUCCACAGGAAACGAAUGCCUGUCCGGGAAGUGCGAGGUGGUCAAACUGCAUCCUUUGCCCUGAAGAAGAUUAAGCGCUCAUCCAUCCGAAAGGGAAUGGUGAUGGUUUCUCCAAAACUUAAUCCUCAGGCAUCCUGGGAGUUCGAGGGAGAAAUCCUUGUAUUGCACCAUCCGACAACCAUCAGCCCUCGCUACCAGGCUAUGGUGCACUGUGGCAGCAUUCGUCAGACAGCCACCAUUCUGUCCAUGAGCAAAGAUUGCCUGAGGACGGGAGACAAGGCCACUGUUCAUUUCCGCUUUAUCAAAACCCCUGAGUACCUGCACGCUGAUCAGCGCCUCGUCUUCAGAGAGGGUCGGACCAAAGCCGUGGGAACUAUAACCAAGUUAAUCCAGACCACGAACACGUCACCAUCGAACACCAAACCGCUCCAGCUGAAGAUGCAGUCCACAAAGAAAGGGGCCUUAUUGAAGAAGGAGGAAGUGUCAGCAGCAAGUGGUGCAACUGGGGAGGAAGGUCUGUCUUUGGGGCAGACACCAGCUCUGCAUACAUUGAACCAAACACAGAUGCCUUCAGAGGAGGAUAAACAGAAUCCAGAUGUUAAUAAGGAGAACAAGCCCAAAGGUGGUGGAGGGAGAAGACGGGGAGGCCAACGACACAAGGUGAAGUCACAGGGAGCAGCCGUGACGCCAGCAAGUGGCUACUAGACACAACCCUGACUACCACAAGGAGACACACACACACACUUUCUCUCUCUUUCACCCUCCCCACCCCACCACUUUCUUACCCUUCUUUCUCCUCCCUUUCGUUCCACCAUCCCCUUCUUCUGAUAUCCUAAAGAAUUAUGGAAAUGUCUGGAGCCAAUCAGGAAGUGACAUGGACACUGUUUUGUUUUUUUUCUUAAAGCAUUUUUUAAAUGGAUUUUACAUUUUUAAACCAUUUGAAAACAGUGAUGCAUUUCAAGCCUGUUAGUGUUUUUGAAUUUUAUGCAUAUGCCAUUUUUUAUAUAAAAAUUAAAAUAAUCAAAAGCUUGCUCUGGUUGAGCUGAAAACAUGCAAGAGAAGUGCAGCCAGGCUUUCUGUCCCGGUGUUUAAAAGCUAUUCCUAACCUUGUCUUUUGAUUUGGAUUGGGCCAGACCGUUGGUUCAUUUGGUAUCUUGCUGAUUGCUCAGCUGUUAUCUAAAGUUAUAAACUAUUGGGUUAAUUGGUAUGUUUGAACUGCCAAUCAGGCUGACAAGCUCCAGAUUAUUUUGUUCUCUUGAGACAUCCCCAUGAUAGAUGCUGUAUUAAGGACAUUAAAUCCGACUUGGUGCUGGGAGGACGACAACAAAUCUAUUGUCUUAUCAAGUCUCAAAAAUCAACUCCUACUUGAUAUUUGAGAUCUUGUAGCCCCAACAUUGGUUGCAGAUGGUCUUCCAUUUCUCAAGAUGGUGCAGUCUUGCUUCAAAUCUGUUCUGUAGCAAAGUAAAUAUGGUUGAUGGGGGACAUUUGUAAAAGCUUUGAGACAGCUGUGCCCGGAAAUUUUUUUUUUUGAAAGGGCUCCCUCUUAAAGUUUCUAAAAAUGUGUCCUGAUGUUAUUUCAAAUUUGCUCAGAUGCAAGUCUGAGGCUGGCAUGCAAAUCUCACAACUAGCAACCAAUUAUGAUCUGCCAUCAGCACCUGGUACUGAGUUGACAUUGCUUGAAACGUGUGCAUUUUUUCCCCCAUCCUCAAAUAUAAUUGACUUUGGUUGGAUGAGUUGAGUGAGAACCUCAUCUAGGGGAACAGACUUAACACAUGCUAAACCCAAGUCUUGGUCUCUUUGCAGUGGAUGUCAUGGGGUGUGGUUCUGGUGUUAACUGGUUCUUACCUGUCCCCACAUCAAACCUGAUCCUUUAUCCCCCUUUUCUCUCCCUACGGGACUAGUCCAUUGGCUACAUCAAAUGGUAGCCUGCACAGAAAUCUCAAUUCGCUGGGCUCUGCUGUUUCAACUUUAUAAGCACCUUGGCUGUCUCUGCCAAAGCAGCUACUGAGAAGGGGACGAAAAGCAUGAAGAAAUUCUACUGUGCUCUUGUCAGCAGUAGACCACUAAUCUGUCUGGUGCUAAAUUGGAUUGCUCUAUGUGAAGAGUAAUGGAAGGGUGUGUAUUCCCCAUUCUGGUUAUGUGUGACAAGUAUCCACUUGAUUAAAGAUGCUUUACCUGGAAUAUUUGCUUUCUCUAGUGAGCUGCUAUGCCAACAAAAAUGUUUGUGUUUUUUCUCUUGCUAUAAACAUUUAAAUAAUUGGCUGUUUAUCUCUUGCUGUGCAAAAUCCUAGCUGGAAGAAUUCAUUCUUAAUAGACCUGUCUGUGUUAUGUUUAAACUCAUCUUGUUCAUAGUAUUCCAUUCUGUCACUAGAUGUCAGUCAUGUAUGUUAUAAACGUGUAGCACAUUAUACAAGGAUAAACUCUUCUUACAGCAUUAUGUGAAAUACACAAAGUCCCUUCAGCCCA
This is a messenger RNA of Stegostoma tigrinum, 4400 nucleotides long. Its product is annotated as GTP-binding protein 1-like. Gene Ontology annotation, biological process: translational elongation. The record is from RefSeq and is a predicted model, not a curated record. Gene Ontology annotation, molecular function: translation elongation factor activity; GTP binding; GTPase activity. Lineage: Eukaryota; Metazoa; Chordata; Chondrichthyes; Orectolobiformes; Stegostomatidae. The transcript has 13 exons. Bases 546 to 2639 code for a protein of 697 amino acids.